Fonsecaea erecta is the source of this 492-nucleotide messenger RNA. RefSeq lists its product as hypothetical. The transcript has a single exon. The record is from RefSeq and is a predicted model, not a curated record. NCBI's taxonomy places the organism in Eukaryota, Fungi, Ascomycota, Eurotiomycetes, Chaetothyriales, Herpotrichiellaceae. Gene Ontology annotation, molecular function: serine-type endopeptidase activity. Bases 1 to 492 code for a protein of 163 amino acids. Gene Ontology annotation, biological process: proteolysis.
AUGACACUACGCAAGAAUGACGGCGACUAUCCGGCCAAGUGCAGUCGAAGCAGUACCUUCGUCAUAGGCACCGCCAACGCCGCCGACAAAGAAGGGGAGUGGAACGGCGACCGCGAAGUCGACUUCAUCUUCCCGGGCAUCGAGCUGUCGGUGCUGUCGCACGACGACCUCUUCGAUCGCACCCUCGGGACGACGCUCUCCCGCACCGGCAGUUCGCUAGCCACAGCUCUGGCCGCCGGUUUAGCCGCCGUCAUCCUGUUCUCGGUGGCGCUCAACAACAAGGCCGACCUGCCGCUCGUCAGAAACCACGACGGCAUGAAGAGAGCAUUCAAUGCGGUUAACAAUCCCAACAAGGCCAAGAGCACAAAGUUCAUCCGCGUGUGGGACCUGUUUGGCCUGGUGCAGGAAGGGAGGGAGAAGACAGCGCGGGAUAUGCUGCAGAUCGUGGUGAACAAGCUCCUCGCCAACCUGCGACGAUUACGAGCGAGUUGA